Messenger RNA from Drosophila hydei, 1716 nucleotides. RefSeq names its product endoplasmic reticulum-Golgi intermediate compartment protein 2. The record is from RefSeq and is a predicted model, not a curated record. The coding region runs from base 285 to 1580 and encodes 431 amino acids. The transcript is spliced from 3 exons. Gene Ontology annotation, biological process: retrograde vesicle-mediated transport, Golgi to endoplasmic reticulum; endoplasmic reticulum to Golgi vesicle-mediated transport. NCBI's taxonomy places the organism in Eukaryota, Metazoa, Arthropoda, Insecta, Diptera, Drosophilidae. Gene Ontology annotation, cellular component: endoplasmic reticulum; membrane; COPII-coated ER to Golgi transport vesicle.
GCUACGAUAUAUCAACAAUCCAGCCGGCAACGGCAAUAGCUUAACCACAUAUUUUUAUAUUAAUCCGUAUUAAGCCCGAAGUGCAUACGUUUAUUAGCAAUUGCGAUCAACAAACGAUUUCUAAUUAAUUAGCCCUAAUUAAAUUUAAGCGACAGCGUGGAGGGAACUCACGCUGAGGGACAGUAAUCGUGGGAGUACGUGGCAAUUACGAUGAUGUUCUAAAUAGCUGACAAUAAAUAAUAAUUAGUUAAUUAAAGUAAUUACGAAGUGUCGCAGUUGCAGCUAUGAGUGCCACGCUACGUUACCGCGGCGAUAAGAGCAAUUUGCUAGAGUUCGCCAAGAACUUGGAUGCCUUCAAAAAGGUGCCCGAGAAGUAUACGGAGACCACAGAGAUUGGUGGCACACUUUCCUUGCUAAGCCGACUGCUCAUUGUUUAUCUCGUUUACACGGAGCUGCGUUAUUAUUGGAAUGAGACGGAUAUUAUUUAUCAAUUUGAGCCGGACAUGGCGCUGGACGAGCAGGUGCAGAUGCAUGUGGAUAUUACGGUGGCCAUGCCCUGCGCCUCGCUCUCUGGCGUCGACCUGAUGGAUGAAACGCAGCUGGAUGUGUUUGCUUACGGCACAUUGCAACGCGAGGGCGUCUGGUGGCAAAUGUCGGACUCAGAUCGUCGUCACUUCCAGUCCAUGCAGAUGACCAAUCACUAUUUGCGUGAGGAGUAUCACUCUGUGGCUGAUAUACUCUUUAAGGAUAUACUACGCGAGCGGUCACUCCCCAAGGAGAGCGAAACACAACCAGCCGCUGCUGCACCUCCACCACCAGGUGCACUGCAGCAGCUGCAGCAAAUCUCGCAGCACGAGUCCAAAUACGAUGCAUGCCGGCUGCACGGCACAUUAGGCAUCAAUAAAGUGGCCGGCGUGCUCCACUUAGUGGGUGGUGCACAGCCGGUAGUUGGCAUGUUCGAGGAUCACUGGAUGAUCGAGUUCCGCCGCAUGCCAGCGAACUUUACGCACCGCAUCAAUCGCUUGAGCUUUGGCCAAUACUCGCGUCGAAUCGUCCAGCCGUUGGAGGGCGACGAGACGAUCAUACGGGAGGAGGCCACCACGGUGCAGUACUUCAUCAAGGUGGUGCCGACGGAGAUACGCCACACGUUCAGCACCAUCAGCACAUUCCAAUAUGCUGUCACUGAGAACGUUCGCAAGCUAGAUGCUGAGCGCAAUUCGUACGGCUCGCCGGGAAUUUACUUCAAGUACGAUUGGUCCGCCUUAAAAAUUGUGGUUAGCCACGAUCGCGACUAUUUGCUGACGUUUGUCAUACGCCUCUGCUCCAUUAUAUCGGGGAUUAUUGUCAUUUCUGGUGCUGUCAAUGCGAUGCUAGUGGCCACCCAGCGUCGUCUGCUGCGGAUGUUUGCGCCUCAGCUCUAUCUGCGAUUACCUGGAUCGACGCCGCCCCCGCCCGCAACGCCAGUCAGCAGCGUGUCGACGCCUGCCAACGAGCUGCUCAACACGGCCAAUCUGAUGGCCAAUGUGGAUAUAUCCGCCUAUUUGCCAACGGCCAUGGCGGCCCCCAAGUCUGACAUCUAGCCGGGCCACAACUGGCCCGCUCGUAAUCUCCGUUCAAUACACUUUCAAUUCUUUCUUCUACGAUAAAUGCCACAAAUUUAUUUUCUCAUAAGAUUAAGCAAAAAAGUGAAUUUUACAAUUGUACAUACAUAAAAAA